Rotaria sp. Silwood1 is the source of this 3612-nucleotide messenger RNA. Lineage: Eukaryota; Metazoa; Rotifera; Eurotatoria; Philodinida; Philodinidae. The record is from the annotation of a GenBank genome assembly.
AUGGCAUCGAACAUGACUACAGAUAUUGAAAAUCUUUGUACAUUAUUCAACAAGCAAACAGAUUUAACAACAAAAAUAACAAAUGAUCAACUAGAAACUAAAAAUUCAUCAGUUUAUUAUAAACCAGAUUUUCUUUUAAUUAAAUAUUUAAAUAAUUCUGAACAUCAAAUUGAAAUAACAAUAGUAGAUGCAAAAUCUUCACUUCAAAUGCGUAUUGAACAUUGUAUUCAAGUAGCAUUAUAUGCAAUUGAUUUAACAGUUUGGAUUAAACAAAAUAAACUUGAAAAAUAUAUUUUUAUUAAUAAUAUAGGUGAAAUUUGGUUACCAAGUAAAAAAAAUAAUAUCAUACCAUAUGAAAAAAAAAUUUUUCCUAUGAAAAAAUUACAAGAAAGACUUAAAAAUUUUCUUAAAUAUGAUCUUGAAAAAAUAUUCAAAAGUUCUGAAUGGAUAAUGUUACCACGUUGUUCAUUUUGUUCAUUUGCAUCUCAUUGUCGUCAACGUGCAAUUCAUUAUGAACCUAAAUCAAUAAAUAAUUUAUCUUAUUUAACACAGUCAACUCAUUUAUUAAUUCAAUCAUUUUUUCAUUCAUCAUUAUUUUCAUCAAUUAAUAUUCAAUUUAUUCUUGAUCAUUCAAAUAAUAAUGAAUAUUAUUUAGAUGAUAAAAUAAAAUUACAAAAAAUUUUAUCUAUAAAUACAGAAAAUAAAACAAGUACUGUAAUUCAUGCACUUCAAACACAUGAACCACAAUUAAAACAACAAUUAUCAUCACUUUUAAUACCAAAAAAAAAUAAUGAUUUAAUUCUUCUUUUUAUUUUCUUAAUACCGGAUCCAUUUCAAUUACAUUCUGUUGCUCUACUUGCUUAUAAUAUAUAUGAUAUUUCUAAUCAAUCAUGGUUUUUUUUUCAACCUAUAAUUCAAAUAAAUCCAUCAUCAUCUCAAAUUAUUUCAAUUAUUACUCAAGCAUUAGAAAAAUUAAGUCAACAAUUUCAACGUCCAUGUCAAAUAAUUCUAUUUGAUGAACAAGAACGAACUGUUCUAUUUGAACAAUUAACAUUUGCAUCUGAUAAUGAACAAAUUGAACAAUGUCUUAUUUUAUUACAAUCAUCAGAAAAUGCUAUUUUAUUGAAUUAUCCACCUGAUAUUAUUCAAACGGAUCGUUUAUUUCGUUCACAUCCAUUAUCAAAUAUAUCAAAAGAUGAAAUAAAAAAAGAAUUAUAUGAACGUUAUGGUUCAUCAGAUAAUAAUAAUAAAAAAUCUACAAAAGCAGAAUUAGUUCAAGAAUUAAAACAAUUAAAUGAAAAAGAACAAGAAAAAGCAAGACAAACUCUUAUUGGAUUACCUUGUCUCAUUUGUUUACAUACAGCUAUUUGUCAAUCAUUUGUUAUUCCAAUACCAGGAUAUUUCGAUCUCGAAGAUUUGAAACGUUCAUUGAAAAUACCCUUAACUUCAUGUAGUCUCAAUGAAAUAUUUGAGUCUACUAACUCUGCAGAAAUUGCUAAUCGUGUUCAAGAACGUUUGAAUGUUCUUGCUCAUCUUUAUUUAAUUGUUCAACAUCGUCUUUCAGAAUCAAAUCUUCUUCAAUUAGAUGUUUGUUUAUUACCAAAUAUAACACCCAUAAAAAGUUCUCAUUUACAUAUUCGUCGUUUAAUUUUUUUACGACAAUAUGAAAUGUUACAUACAUUACGUUCAAUUCAAGAAACACGUUUUGAUUUAAAUGAACCACCUAUUCUUAUUCGAAUAUUAACUAAAAUACCUAUUGAUAAAUAUAAUAAUUUAUGGAAGUGUCAAAUUGAACGUGGUCAUGAAAUAAUUUCAAAAAAUUUAACUGAAAAUAUAACAAAUAAAAAUAAUUUUCAUACAUAUCCAUAUUUAAUUUCAAAAGAUAAAUAUUCAAUUCGAACAUUUCCUGAUGCUAUUUAUAUGGAUUUAGCUAUUGAUGGAAUUCGUUCUCAUAUUAAACUUGAUCAAUGUGGUCUAGUUCAUGUUGAACAAAAAGAACAAGAAGAUUCGAUAUUUAUUCGUAUUAAACUUUGUAAUUUUUCUCUUGAAAUUAAUCAUCAAUAUUAUUUAAGUGAACGUUAUAUAGAUUUUAAUACAAAGAAAGCUAUUCAAGCAUUAGAACAAACAACUCAAUUAACUAUACAAAUAUUAGAUGAUCCUAGACAAUUAAAAAAGUCUGAAUUAAUUCAAAAAACAAAUAAAAUAAUGCAACGAGAAAUAUCAAAUAUGUUUUCCAAACGAGAACCAACAAUUAAACCUGAAGGUUUACAUAUGCUCAAUAAAGCACAACAACAAGCAUGUGAAAAAGUCAAAAAUGAACGUAUUACUCUCAUUUGGGGUCCACCGGGUACUGGCAAAACCUAUUGGUCAGGUGUUACUGUUUUUCAAAUGUUAAUGUUUUCAUCUUCACCAUUACAUGUAUUAAUUACAGCUUGUACACAUACAGCAAUCGAUAAUCUUCUAUCAUCAAUUAAUCAUUUGAAAAAUCUAUUUUCUUCAUCACCACAAUUUUCUCAAUGGUAUCAAUUAGCUCAAGAAUUAAUUGUAUUAAAAAUUGAAUCAAAUAAUUAUCGUACUCUUUCAUCUUCAUAUGGUAAACAUCAUCUAGUUGUUGGUUCAACAGUAUGGACAUUACAAAAACUUGAUCGUUCAAUUGUUUUUGAUAUUAUAUUUAUUGAUGAAGCAACACAAUUAUUAACAAGUGAUGCUAUAUUAGCUUUGAAUCGUUUAGUUGAUCAUCAAGAAUCACGAUUAAUUGUUGCAGGUGAUCCAUUACAAUUACCACCUAUUAAACGUUGUAUUUAUCCAUCUUUACCUCAUCCUAUACCUGAUUUAUUUUCAUCGAUUUUUCAUUGUUUAUUACGUGAUGAAAAUAAUUUUCCAAUAUCAUUACAUACUGAAAAACCAUUUGAACAAAUUCAACGUUGUCCAUAUUUAUCUAUUUUUAAUGAAAAUCAUCGUAUGAAUGAUCAAUUAUCAGAUUUUACUCGUCUUUUAUAUGGUGAAAAUUAUCGUCAAGGUCGUUCAAGACCUUUACUUUCUAUUAGUUCUAUUAAUGAUUCAAAUACAUAUCUUCUUGGUACACUUCUUAAACCUUCUAAUUCUCUUUAUACACUUCUUGUUGAUUCAUCAUCAUUUUCAACUCGUAGCGAAGAUCUUGAUCUUGAAUCACAUCUUGUUUAUUCUCUUAUUAAUGAACUUGUUUUACGUAUAUCACUUUCAUCAAUAUUUAUUAUAACACCACAUCGUAUGCAACGUUCUUCUAUUCAACAAAAAUUUAAGAAUAAUCUAUUUUCAAAUAUUCAAAUAACAUGUGAUACAGUCGAAAGAAUGCAAGGUAAAGAAGCUCAAUGUGUUAUACUUUGUAUGUUAUAUAGACAAAAUGAAAUACUUGAAAAUGAAUUAGAUUUUAUUUAUAAUCGACAAAGAAUUAAUGUUAGUAUAACACGUGCACAACAAUUAUGUAUUCUUAUAACAUCUCAAUUAUUAUUUAAUCAACCUCCAUUAGAAUUAUUUGUUAAUGAUAAUACAAGAAAUGCUUAUACUUUAUUAAAUAAUUAUAUUGAUAAAUCUACUAUACGAUUAUUAGAUAAUCAUGGUAAUAUUAAAUAA